Molecule: messenger RNA, 1371 nt
Organism: Penicillium griseofulvum
Lineage: Eukaryota; Fungi; Ascomycota; Eurotiomycetes; Eurotiales; Aspergillaceae
Product: Acyltransferase 3
Exons: 3
Coding region: 1-1371 (456 amino acids)
Biological process (GO): polysaccharide biosynthetic process
Cellular component (GO): membrane
Molecular function (GO): acyltransferase activity, transferring groups other than amino-acyl groups
Source: RefSeq, a predicted model, not a curated record
AUGACUGUCGACCCGGCGACCAAGCAAUCCGCAGUUCACCUCCGUCCGAGUAGCUGGGCAGAUGGACUUCGUGGAAUUGCCGCUCUUUUUGUGGUCGCUAGCCAUACCUGUCUCUCUUUUGCGACAUAUCUGAUCCCGCCGUCUUUCGCGGAAACGGGAAAGUCUAUUUUAUUUCAGCGACCGUUUUUUAGACUCGUCAUACAGGGCCAGGCCUGGGUUGCCAUCUUCUUAGUGUUACUUGGGUUUGUCAAUGCCCUAAAACCACUCCAAUUAGCCCGACGAGGGGCUACGACCGAUGCGCUCGUUGCGCUUUCGACAGGCGCGUUCCGGCGAAAGUGGAGACUUGUCUUCCCCGCUGCCCUAAUGACAAUUUUAGCUUGGCUUGCAUGUCAAUUUGGCGUCUUCCAAUUGGGUAGAAGGGUGGAUGCAUAUUGGCUAAGAGCGACAAGCCCUCAACGGAGCGCAUCUUUGAGCGCUGCCGUCGUGGAUCUGAUGAAAGAGUUAUUGGGGACUUGGAUGUACGGAGAAAAUGCCUACGACCAACCGCAAUGGGCACUAUUACCCCUUUUCCGUGGCUCCCUUUAUGUAUUCAUGACCCUGCUGGCAUUGGUACAUACCACUCCACUUUUCCGCCUCUGUGCGCAAAUGGUCCUAUACGCCUAUAGUUGGGCAACCCUGGAUGGUACUGUCGGUACAAACAUUUUCGCUGGCAUGAUACUAGCAGAACUAUCAUUCUACAACCUAACAGCCCUCCAGCCACGCACGAUCUUUAGAGUUCUCCCCUACGGUCUCGUCACGUUGGGCCUCUACAUCUGCUCAUAUCCCGAUCAGUACGCCGACCAAACCGCAUGGUCUUCGCAACUUGCAUCGCUUGCCGAAAACAUCUUCCCAAAAGACGCCAACGUCAGCCGCUACUAUGCCAGCCUUGGGGCGCAGAUGGUUUGUCUUGGAGUGAUGCUUUCUCCAUUCAUGCGACGCCUGCUCUCUCACCCCAUGUUGCUAUGGCUGGGAUCGAUCAGCUUCCCGCUGUACCUUGUCCACGGACCACUGAUGCGAUCUGUUCUUGUUUACCUUGUCUAUCUACCCAUGACAUUUGGCUUUGAGCCUACUUUGAAAGCAGAUGGAACACCUGACCCGGAGUCUUAUAUUCCAACGCCGAACAUAUUCCGACUCGGGGUUGUUCUAGUGAUAUUUUUCGUAUUCUUACUAUAUGUUGUCCAGCAGUGGACAAAGCAUAUAGAACCGAAGAUGGGUGCACUUACAGCGGCGUUAGAGAAAUUCUCUCGUUCAUGGGGUAAGAAUGCGGCGUGGACUUCAAAAGAGAAGGGCGAGAUGCUGCCCAUUGCAUCUGUCCGAGAGUUAAAUAUGUAA